Sphaeroforma arctica JP610 is the source of this 843-nucleotide messenger RNA. RefSeq lists its product as hypothetical. The transcript has 5 exons. NCBI's taxonomy places the organism in Eukaryota, Ichthyosporea, Ichthyophonida. The record is from RefSeq and is a predicted model, not a curated record. The coding region runs from base 1 to 843 and encodes 280 amino acids.
AUGACAGUAUGUCUCAUAUGCCUAUGUCCCUUUCCUAUUAUAGUGGAAGAGCGAGACGACCGGCCACCAGUGAACUACAUGCGAGCGCUUGACCACAUGACACACCGAAGAAGGAACCGUGUACGUGUGCAUUUGUUCACCAUAUUCGCCACUAUUGAUGACGAAUUUGUGGUUGGUAUGCCUCAAGAGGUGCUUGGUGGGUUAGGUCUGAGUGGGCCUGGAUCGCAGUACACUGGCGCCUUUUUAAGGGCUACGGCCGAGAAAACACGAGCACCGCCCCCACUCUUUCUGGACGAGCUUCUGAACUACUAUAUAACACACAAGGAGACCUUGAUGAUGGCUAUACUACAACCGAUUGAGGUGCUGACUAGAGACUCGCACCGCUUGCAAAGCGUCUGUACACACAUCGAUGAAAUGCUUACCGAUUUCCCCGAGAUAGCCUCGCGGAUAGUGGUGCAGGUGGACAGUCGGGGGAUGGCCCUGGCAGUACAUCACACGUCCCCCAACAUAUCCUUAGCCACGGCUCUGCUUCACGAGCCCCCCUUUCAGGACGAUCUCACUGCAUGCCACGGAUGGGGUCUCGCAGAGACAGGGAGGCAGGCAGUGCCAGACUACCAGUAUCACCUAUACGAUGUACUGAUGGUCACCGUCGUCUCUAUGGAGAGGUGUUCCGCCGCAGUUGGGCAAGCACGCGCACGUGAUCUUCUAAUCGUCGCCGACCGCGUGGUAGGCAAUGUGGGCCUGAAACGCGCCUCUGCGGCUAAAGCAGAUGUCGUGAUGAUUCACAAUAAGGACUUUCUGGAGACGACUUUGGUCAUAUACGACAAUCGGGAGCGGACGUAG